AAACAUGUACACUGUUUUUGUUUGAACGAUGUUUGAAGACAUCGCGGGAGACAUCCUGAAAUAACAUGAAUUUGCAGCAAAAUGUAGCGCCCGCGCCGCGGCGCUGCCGUCGCUCUCGCCCGUUUAUCCGACGCCAUUUUCACACAACCCGCAAGCUUUCCCGCAAACAGAUCAGUAAGCAUCCCCCACGGCGACAACAUCUUGGGCUACGAGUCGUGUCGCAAGCUACGGGCCCAUCGCACGUGCUCGCAUCGCACUCAGCUGACAACUAAUUAUUGUUUUUUUCGAAACCUUUAUUUUAUUUUGUGAAGAAGAAGACGGGAAAAUUGUAAUCCGAUGACACUUAUCCAAAGAGAUCAGGAAGCGAAAGAGGCAAACAUGGAUGGAUCGCCUUCCAAAGAAGACAGCGGAAAGUCCUUGAGGCCGGUGCGAAACAGGAGAUAUACUCGGAGAAGCUUAGUAGCAGGUCAGCGGCCACAGAAGAGACUUUUCACACCAGAAAUAAAACGAUAUUUGAAAGAUUGGCUCGUUCGUCGGAGAGACAAUCCUUACCCAAACCGAGAAGAGAAAAAAUAUCUCUCGAGAGAAACAGGACUCACUUACAUACAGAUUUGCAACUGGUUUGCCAAUUGGAGAAGAAAAUUAAAGAACGUGAACGCAGAUCGUAACCAACAAACAUGGGGCCAUCUGAUUCGUACCUACAAUGAUCGCGCCCAAGGCAAUGUCGAACAAUUCAGUAUCUGCUCAGACGACAGCAUUUGGAGCGAACCCGAAGCGCAUCCUGAUGAUAACCUGGACAUCGAUGCUCGACUCGAAAGUAGCCCGGAAUCUAAUGAAGAUUAUAAUCAUCCAGACACCGAUUCAUCGCUGUCCACUGAGAAAUGCGAAAGCUUUAAUAAUAACUCUAAUGAAAUCGAUCACAUGAGUGGAAAAAUAGAAAACUCUAAGAACAUUACGAGUCCCCUUCUAUUAAGCAAAUGGUUAGAAAGCGCUGCGCGGUUUCAACCUAGUGAGACUAACUAUUCAUGGUGGGGUGAGGGUAGACGACGGAAGAUUGAUUCAAAGUCUCAGACGUUGGUGAACAGUUUGCGUCACGAUCGAGAUGAAGUUGAAGCAGCAGUGGCACUGACAGCUCUAGCGUCCGCCACUACUCGUGUGACAGCACCUUAAUUUUUCUAUCCAACAGAAAUCAAAAGUAUCAUGUCAAAAAUCUUAUUUGACACAUGGCGAAGUAGUCUACUCGUCUAACCGACGUGCUAACUCAGGCGCCGGUUUCGUAAAGUUUUUCACAGACAUUGUUUGAGAUGAUACAUUUUUGCAUUUUUUUUACAUUGCUCAAGUUUAAAACAAAUAUAAUAUUGUUUUAAGGUAGCCAUAAUGUUUUGAUCUCUUAUAGACUGGUCAUAAGUUUAAAUCAUAUAUACCAAAGAUUGUGUU
Molecule: messenger RNA, 1437 nt
Organism: Papilio machaon (common yellow swallowtail)
Lineage: Eukaryota; Metazoa; Arthropoda; Insecta; Lepidoptera; Papilionidae
Product: homeobox protein Mohawk
Exons: 4
Coding region: 337-1170 (277 amino acids)
Biological process (GO): cell development; muscle organ development; regulation of transcription by RNA polymerase II
Cellular component (GO): nucleus
Molecular function (GO): RNA polymerase II cis-regulatory region sequence-specific DNA binding; DNA-binding transcription factor activity, RNA polymerase II-specific
Source: RefSeq, a predicted model, not a curated record